AUGGAGCCCGCCGCCGCGGCCACGGUGCAGCGACUCCCAGAGACCAGCAGGGAGGACCGGGCUCCGGCUCCGGCUCCGGCGGCGGCGGCGGCGGCGGUGGCGGCGGCCGCAGCUUUGGCGGCGGCGGCCGCAGCGGCGGGGAGUGGCGGCCGGAGCCCAGAGAAUCCCCUGCCCUCGGAGACCCCGAACAUGCAGUUCCUCCCGAGUGGCGGAGCUGGGGAGGAGGCCCCCGCCGGGGCGCUGCCGGGCAAAGCCGGGGGCACCGUGCGGAGGAGGAGGAGAGGGGCGCCCCUACUCGCGGCCAACGGGGCUCCCCCGGCCCCCGGGGCGGGCAACAGCGCUAACUCCUUGCUGCUCCGGAGGGGGCGGCUGAAGAGGAAUCUGUCCGCCGCCGCCACCACCACGUCGUCCUCCUCCUCUUCUUCCUCGGCCGCCGCCGCCUCCCAUUCCUCCAGCGCUGCCAGCCUCGCCGCUUCUUGCUCGGCCUCGGCGUCGCUGUGCACCCGGAGCUUGGAUAGGAAGACGCUGCUGCUGAAGCAUCGACAGAUGAUGCAGCUGCAGCCGUCCGACCGGGACUGGGUGAGGCACCAGCUGCAGCGGGGCUGCGUGCACGUCUUCGACCGCCACAUGGCCUCGACUUACCUGCGCCCGGUGCUCUGCACGCUGGACACGACGGCCGGCGAGGUGGCGGCCCGCCUGCUGCAGCUGGGGCACAAAGGCGGCGGCGGCGUAGUGAUGAAAGUUCUGGGCCGGGGGUCCUCGCCGGCGACCCAGCCCCAACCAUCGUGGACGGAAUCUGCUGCAGACGCCCCGACGGCCGGCCACGGGGCUCGGAGCCCCGAGGCCCCCGGGUCCCGGCUCGGACUGACAGCGCCAGACUGUGAGCCCGGAGAGCUGCAGCCGAGGAAGAACGGGCUGGGGGAUCCCGCCAUCCGAGGGAAGCCGCGCACGCCCCCAGGGGAUCUACCGCUCCGAAGCAAUGGGGCGGGAAGACUUGUGGGGUGCCUGGCCCACGGCAGCCCUGCGCCCUCGGACUUCAGCCCCGGAGAUUUGUAUGCAGGAGUCCCCGGUUCCCUGCUGGGUGAUCUGCGGCCAGUGGAUGGCGUGGUGGGAGGCCCGGCCUCAGACACGGAGAGUUUCAGCCUGAGUCCCAGCGCCGAGAGCGUCUCGGACCGGCUGGACCCCUACAGCAGCGGCGGCGGCGGCGGCUCCUCCUCUUCGGAGGAGCUGGAGGCCGAUGCCACCCCAGGUCCUGCUCUUGCCCCUGCCCAGGCUUUGACGGAGGGGUCGGGCCUCGCCCAUCACCCGAGCGGCUCAGCCGCGUCUCGGACGGGCGGGCCGGUGGCAGAAGAGUCCGGCGAUUUCCCGCCACUCCCUCCUCCUCCUCCCCUUGCUGCCCCGGCACAGUCGCCACCGAAAGCCCCGAAGGGGGUGGACAGCCGGGGUAGGGUCUCCCAGGACGAGCCUGUGGAGAAGGCGAUUGCAGGAGGAGUAGGUGAGGAGCUCAAGCUGUUGCCGCCCGGGCACGGAGGAGCUGCGGACAAGAGCGCCCCGGUGCCCACCUUGUACGUGCAGUUUCAUGGAGAGACAACCCGUCGGCUGGAGGCACACGAAAAGCCGCUGCAGAUCCAAAAUGACUACCUCUUUCAGCUGGGAUUUAGGGAGCUAUGGAGGGUGCAGGAAGAGGGCAUGGAUUCCGAGAUCGGGUGUCUCAUCCGCUUCUAUGCAGGAAAGCCCCAUAGCACAGGUGGCUCUGAACGUAUUCAGCUCUCAGGAAUGUACAAUGUGCGAAAAGGGAAAAUGCAGUUACCAGUGAACCGAUGGACAAAACGCCAAGUUAUUCUGUGUGGAACAUGCCUGAUUGUAUCAUCCGUGAAAGACAGCUUGACUGGAAAGAUGCACGUUCUCCCACUAAUUGGUGGAAAAGUUGAAGAAGUAAAGAAGCACCAGCACUGUUUAGCCUUCAGUUCCUCUGGACCUCAAAGCCAGACCUAUUACAUUUGUUUUGAUACUUUUACUGAGUACUUAAGGUGGCUUCGACAAGUAUCAAAGGUUGCCUCACAGCGUAUCAGCUCAGUGGACCUUUCCUGCUGUAGCCUGGAACAUCUCCCUGCCAACCUUUUCUACAGCCAAGACCUCACUCAUCUCAAUUUAAAGCAAAACUUCCUAAGGCAAAAUCCCAGCUCACCAGCUAGCAGAGGACUUGGUGAACUCAAAAGGUUUACCAAGUUGAAGAGCCUUAAUCUUUCCAAUAACCAUCUCGGAGAUUUCCCUCUGGCAGUAUGCAAUAUCCCAACCUUGACUGAGCUGAAUGUGUCCUGCAAUGCCCUAAGAACUGUUCCAGCAACAGCAGGAGAUAUGCACAAUUUACAGACCUUUUUGUUGGAUGGUAACUAUCUUCAGUCCCUUCCUGCUGAGCUGGAGAAUAUGCAGCAACUCAGUUACCUAGGACUCUCCUUCAAUGAAUUCACAGACAUUCCAAAGGUUUUGGAGAAACUGACUGCUGUCGAUAAACUUUGUAUGUCUGGAAAUUGUAUGGAGAUGCUCAACCUGCAGGCUUUAAGAAGAAUGCCACACAUUAAACAUGUGGAUUUGAGAUUGAAUAUAAUUAGGAAGCUGAUGGUGCAGGAGUUAGACUUCCUUCCACAUGUGACUCAACUUGACUUGCGAGAUAAUAAACUUGGUGAUCUGGAUGCUACAGUUUUCAACAAUCUUGAAGUUCUGCACUGUGAAAGGAACCAGUUGGUGACACUCAAUGUUUGUGGCUAUUUGCUAAAAGCACUCUAUGCUUCUUCAAAUGAACUUGUUCAACUCGAUAUUUACCCAGUUCCAAAUCAUCUGACAUUCAUGGAUGUUUCGAGGAACCAUCUAGAAAGUGUCCCUGAGUGGGUAUGUGAGAGCCGCAAGCUAGAAGUGUUGGACAUUGGUCAUAACCAGAUCCGUGAGCUCCCUGCACGCUUGUUUUAUAAUAGUAGUCUUCGUAAACUGCUGGUAGGCCAUAACCAGCUAACCAAGCUACCAGAAAGACUGGAGAGAACCCAGGUAGAAGUCCUGGAUGUUCAGCACAACCAGCUUGUUGAGUUACCACCCAAUCUCCUGAUGAAGGCUGACAGCUUGAGGUUCUUAAAUGCAUCUGCCAACAAGCUGGAAACUAUCCCUCCGGCCACGCUUUCAGAAGAGACAAGUAGUAUCUUGCAGGAGCUGUACCUGACUAACAACCACCUCACUGACAAGUGUGUGCCCUUGUUAAUAGGGCAUCCUCACUUGAAGAUUCUGCAUAUGGCCUAUAAUCGGCUUCAGAGUUUUCCAGCAAGUAAAAUGGCCAAACUGGAGGAACUGGAAGAAAUCGAUAUCAGUGGGAACAAAUUGAAAGCCAUUCCAACCACUAUCAUGAAUUGUCGACGAAUGCAUACUGUGAUCGCUCACUCUAACUCCAUCGAAGUCUUCCCUGAAGUCAUGCAACUAACAGAAAUCAAGUGUGUGGACCUGAGCUGUAAUGAACUAAGUGAAGUCACAUUACCUGAAAACCUGCCUUCAAAGCUACAAGAACUAGACUUGACUGGAAACCCUCGGCUUUCCCUGGAUCACAAAACUCUGGAGCUGUUGAAUAAUAUCCGAUGUUUUAAGAUUGACCAGCCUUCAGCUGGGGAUGCUUCAGGAGCCCCAGCUGUAUGGAGCCAUGGCUACACUGAAGCCUCAGGUGUAAAGAAUAAGUUAUGUGUUGCAGCCCUGUCAGCAAAUAAUUUUUGUGACAACCGGGAGGCUCUAUAUGGAGUCUUUGAUGGAGACCGCAAUGUAGAAGUGCCAUAUCUUCUGCAAUGCACAAUGAGUGACAUUCUGGCAGAGGAACUACAGAAAACAAAAAAUGAAGAGGAGUACAUGGUCAACACUUUCAUUGUCAUGCAAAGGAAACUUGGAACUGCUGGGCAAAAACUUGGAGGCUCUGCUGUCCUGUGCCAUAUAAAGCAUGAUCCUAUGGACCCAGGAGGAUAUUUCACCUUGACCUCUGCUAAUGUGGGAAAAUGCCAAACAGUUCUGUGCCGGAAUGGGAAACCUUUGCCUCUGUCGAAAUCUUAUAUCAUGAGCUGUGAAGAGGAAUUGAAGAGAAUCAAGCAGCAUAAAGCCAUUAUCACUGAGGAUGGCAAGGUGAAUGGAGUAACUGAGUCUACACGGAUCUUGGGCUACACUUUCCUGCACCCCAGCGUGGUUCCCCGUCCUCACGUGCAGUCGGUGACACUGACCCCACAAGACGAGUUCUUCAUCUUGGGCAGCAAGGGGCUGUGGGACAGCCUGUCCAUCGAGGAGGCAGUGGAGGCCGUGCGGAACGUGCCCGACGCUUUAGCCGCGGCCAAGAAGCUGUGCACACUGGCCCAGAGUUACGGCUGUAACGACAGCAUCAGCGCUGUGGUGGUGCAGCUCAAUGUCACCGAGGACAGCUUCUGCUGCUGUGAGCUCACCGGAAGUGGGGUCCCCCCUCCAAGCCCAGGCAUCUUUCCUCCCUCGGUCAAUGUGGUGAUCAAAGACCGGCCCUCCGACGGGCUGGGAGUGCCCUCCUCCAGCAGUGGCAUGGCCUCUGAGAUCAGCAGUGAGAUCUCCACCUCGGAGAUGAGCAGCGAGGUGGGCUCCACAGCCUCGGACGAGCCCCCCCCGGGAGCCCUGAGUGAGAGCAGCCCGGCCUACCCCAGCGAGCAGCGCUGCAUGCUCCACCCCGUCUGUCUGUCAGGCUCUUUCCAGAGACAGCUCUCCAGCGCCACCUUCUCCAGUGCCUUCUCCGACAACGGCCUGGACAGUGAUGAUGAAGAGCCCAUCGAAGGGGUCUUCACCAAUGGCAGCAGGGUGGAGGUGGAGGUGGACAUUCACUGUGGCCAGGCCAAGGAGAGGGAGAAGCAGCAGCAGCUACUGCCUCAGGUACCCACCGAGGCCAGCGACGAGGGCAUUGUGAUCAGUGCCAAUGAGGACGAGGUGGGGCUGCCCAGGAAGCCCGACUUCUCUGCUACCGGGACCAUUGGGCGCAGGAGAGGCAACGGCUCUGUGGCCCCCCAGGAGAGGAGCCACAACAUGAUUGAGGUGGCUGCCGAUGCCCCUCUCCGGAAAACGGGGGGCUACUUUGCAGCUCCGGCUCAGCCUGAUCCCGAUGACCAGUUUAUCAUCCCACCUGAGCUAGAAGAGGAAGUCAAAGAAAUCAUGAAACAUCAUCAGGAGCAGCAACAGCAGCAGCAGCAGCAGCAGCAGCAACAACAGCAGCAGCAGCAGCAGCAGCAGCGGCAGUAUCAGAUGGACCAACUGCCAGACUAUUAUGAUACACCACUAUGACCCAGUGCAAGUACUGUUUAAAAAAUAAUAAACUAACCAGAAAAGACUGAAUCGCAAGAGUCUCCCAGGCUCACAUUAAACCAGGGGUUUUACUCCACUUUCUCUUCCCUUCCACUCUCUUUAAGUCCCUCAUUUGCCUUUGCAGCUAAUCUGUAGGUUCUCUUCUUUGUUAUUUUUUAAUAAUCACCACUUUUCUUCUAGUAAUACUUUACCAAUAUAAUUUUAACUGGUUAACUCUUCCCUUUCCCCUUUUCCCCUCCCCUAACAUAUCAGAAGUGUAAAAACAAAGAACAAAAGGUUUAAUAUAUUGCAGAGAAACAGAUAAUGAUGAUGUAAUAUUUUUUAAAAAUGGCUUUUUGUUGUUGUUGUUUGUUUGUUUGUUUGAAAGACAGGGCAAGUUGCCAGUACUCAAUGAUUCAGUAAUAUUGUAAUACUGUAUUUCUUUGGGGGAAAAAAAGGCCUUUUUCUUUUUCUUUUUUUUUCUUUUUUUUUUUUUUUUUUUUUUUUUUGUCUUGAAAAUGAUAGACAUUUGUAGAAUAUGGAGACUAACUCCUAGGAGUUGCUUUACUCUGUCAGGUGACUGAAGUCACUGAGAUUCACUAAUUUUCUCUGAGAGAACAGUUGAUUGGGAAAUUAUUACUGUAAAUAGCUCAGUGUUGUAUAGUAAUGCUUAAAAUGUUUUGUAGUCUCAGCAUAAGGACACAGCCUGAACAACUGACUUUGUGUUCUUUCCCUCUCCCCUCCCAACCCCACCUUAUUUAUACCUGGCCCUCCAAGGAUUUCAAUUCAUGCUCAUUUUGUGGUGAGCCUACGUGGCCAGACCAGCUAUCUCUACAAAUAAGGUGGUUCUUAGACCACUGAACAACAAUCUGUGUCCAGUGGGCCUCUGAUUUUUUCCCCUUCUCCUUUUCCUUCCCUUAAAUACUUACUUUUCCAGACAUUUUUUUAUUUGUGUUCCUUAUUGCUGCCACAACCAGCAUGAUUGUAUAGAGCUCAUUUAGAUCAUUUACAUACCAAGAGUUAUAUUAAAGCAGAAUGCACAAAUGAACAUGUCAUAAUUUUUGUUAUAAUAAAUAUAAAAUUUACAAGUAA
This is a messenger RNA of Sarcophilus harrisii (Tasmanian devil), 6405 nucleotides long. It is a transcript of the gene PHLPP1, whose product is annotated as PH domain and leucine rich repeat protein phosphatase 1. The coding region runs from base 1 to 5313 and encodes 1770 amino acids. Gene Ontology annotation, molecular function: protein binding. Lineage: Eukaryota; Metazoa; Chordata; Mammalia; Dasyuromorphia; Dasyuridae. The record is from RefSeq and is a predicted model, not a curated record. The transcript has 17 exons.